AUGACCUGUUUUGUCACAGUUGGCACAACAAAGUUUGAUCAACUGGUAAAUGAGGUAUUGAGCGAAACGUGUACAUCUACGCUGAAGACUUUGGGUGUGAAAAGAAUCACAGUGCAGUACGGAGCUGGUGAAUGGAACGACGAAGUCAGGCAACGCGUUUUCGGAGGUGUGGUCGCGGAUCAAGGAGAAGGAGAGAGCUGUGGUAUACCAGUCGAGUACUAUCGCUUCAAACCGAGCAUCCAUGACGACAUGAAAGAAGCCAUGGUAGUUAUCGGACAUGCAGGAGCUGGCACUUGUUUGGAGUGUCUUCGACUACAACGCCCAUUCAUAGUUGUGGUGAAUGAGGACCUCAUGGACAACCAUCAACUGGAAUUGGCUAAAGAGCUCGCACGUGGCGAGCAUUUACUCUAUUGUACAGUAAACUCUUUGUGUAGUACACUUUUGUCCCCUUCACUGUUCAACUUGAUGCCCUUUAGUCCACCUGAACAGAGUUUAGUGGCCAAGUUUAUUGACUCAAGAAUGGGGAUUGCUUCUUCGUGA
Cooperia oncophora is the source of this 540-nucleotide messenger RNA. The record is from the annotation of a GenBank genome assembly. NCBI's taxonomy places the organism in Eukaryota, Metazoa, Nematoda, Chromadorea, Rhabditida, Trichostrongylidae.